Molecule: messenger RNA, 4697 nt
Organism: Ictalurus punctatus (channel catfish)
Lineage: Eukaryota; Metazoa; Chordata; Actinopteri; Siluriformes; Ictaluridae
Gene: foxl1
Product: forkhead box L1
Exons: 2
Coding region: 2026-3288 (420 amino acids)
Biological process (GO): regulation of transcription by RNA polymerase II; cell differentiation; anatomical structure morphogenesis
Molecular function (GO): DNA-binding transcription factor activity, RNA polymerase II-specific; RNA polymerase II cis-regulatory region sequence-specific DNA binding
Source: RefSeq, a predicted model, not a curated record
AUUAAGUCUAAUGGACAUGACAAACAUAACAGCAUUGAAAUUACUCUAAAGUUAUAAAUUUGCAGAAAUAUGAAAAUAAAAGAGAAAUGAGUCCUAGAUAACGUGUGUCUUUAGACAAUUUAUGGUCUCUGAGUUUCUCGCUUAAAGUCUUCGACAUUACGUAACUGCUAGGCUUGUGUUGUGUCAGAAAGAAAGACAGGCCUGUUGUACAGUUUCCUUAAAACAAGUGCCAAACAAAAGCCAUACAGUAUGCUUCUAUAAUAUUGGCACCCUUGGUAAACGAGUAAAGAAGGCGGUGAAAAUUUGUCUUUAUUGUUUAACCUUUUGAUUAAAAUAAAUCACAAAAAUACUCUGCUUUCAUAGAUAUCAAGCAAUUGUAAACACAACACAGGUUUAUCAAAAAUAUCUUUGUUAAAUAUAUGUAUGCAACAAUUAUUGGCACACCUUUAGUCAAUACUUUAUGCUACCUCCUUUUGCCAAGAUAACAGCUCUGAGUCUUCUCCUAUAACGCUUGAUGAGGUUGGAGAAUUCACGGCAAGGGAUCUGAAACCAUUCCUCCAUACAGAAUCUCUCCAGAUCCAUCAAAUUUCAAGGUCCAUGCUGGUGGGCACUGUGUAUACCUCAAAUAGUUCACACGUUCUCAUAACAGUUCCAUUUUAUUCAACUAUUUAAUGUAGCCUAAAAGAGUGGUCUUUAAAUGAUUCCUCCAAGCGUUUCAACACUGAAACUAUGGGGAGUGUGGGAUUAGCUGUGCAAGACAUAUGACACCAUUGCACAGCUCAUGAAGUAAAAUACAGAGUCAUCUGGGGGAAAAUGAACUGAUUUCAAACAGACGAAUAUGCUCAAUGCCCACACAUCGAGACACAUCGCUGUCGGGUCUGGCAUGUCUAAAACAUUAUGAAUCACUGUCUGUGGAUGGAAAAGUCAAACUCAGGAAAACUUCUAAGUUUAUCCAUUGAAACCUCUAAACACGUAAUGUAAUCAUGGGCCAGCUGUGUGCACUUGUAAAGUUGUUAUAAUCCCCCUUGCUCCUAUAAACAGGAAAAUACAUAAUAUAAAGCAUCAUGUGCACAUUCACAAAAAUAUAGUUUACUCCAGGAUCCUGCCAAGUUCUCCUUUUUUGGAAAUGACUGCUAUCUGAAGUGUUUGUUCAAAUUAUUGAUGUUUUACUUAAAAAGUAGAUCUAAAGUUAUUGACUAUGUCACAUUAAUGACAACUGAUAAAGGGAUUUAGCUGAAAUCUGCACUACUCUGGUGAUGUUCCUGUGAAAGACGUAGAACACUUAAUUCAAUUUAUUAUGCAAUAUUUAAAAAAAAACACACAAACAAUUAGGAAUUUUAUUUACUAUUAUCUUGUAGGUGAAAACGAUGGGCUUUUGUUAUAUGCGUCUAACGAUAGCUCUAACAAUGUUUUUUUUUUUUUAAAGAAAGAAAGAAACAAAGAGAAGAACUGUUUAAGUUGUUUUGCUUUGCAUGCUUUGUUUUCUUUUCGAGCAGACCAGAGAAACCCGGAGCGAGAGCUCUGUCGUGUUUGCUUGUUCUCUCUGUGUGAGCAACUCUCAGCGUCGAUGGGGUGGACGUGAUCUUUCAAACAUCAGAUCAGCGCGUUUAUGUAUUGGGUGCCCGGAAAUUUUUUCCAAAUAAACACAGCUUGAUUCGACUUGGGUGGGCAGACUUAUCAACAGACUAAUUCUAUAAACAAAUGAGGGAAUAAACCAAGCUCACCAUUGGCUGGUGGGUCGGGGACACGCGGGAAGACAGAAGGCAGAGAGAGAGAGAGCCGGAGAGCCGGGGCUUUUGGAGCAAUGAAAUUUUAAUUAAUGUGGGUGGGCUGAGAGAAACACAACGAGUGUUUAUCAUAGACAAUUUAUUUUCCAGCGCUAAGUCAACAUAAAGCAGCAAACGUGCAACAAUUAACAGUGCUGAGUGGUGCAGGAGAGCCAGACAGACUGACUCUCAGGCCUCGGCGCAGCAUCUCUAUGGACUCGAGGACUUCUGAACCGGUGCGCAUUUAACGGGACUCAACAUGAACUUGUACCACGGCCGGUUAUCGCAGGGACCCGCGGCUCUCAGCCUCGCCAACUCGUCCCUGAUAUAUCUGUAUGGCGGAGAAGUAGGAGGCGUGAUACCGGCGCUGGGACUCGCCUCAGCCCGACAGGAACCUCCACAGAAACCUCCGUACAGCUACAUCGCGCUCAUCGCCAUGGCCAUCAAGAGCGCGCCAGGCAAACGCGCCACGCUGAGCGGCAUCUACCAGUUUAUUAUGGACCGCUUUCCGUUUUACCACGACAACAAGCAGGGCUGGCAGAACUCCAUCCGACACAACCUCUCGCUGAACGACUGCUUCAUCAAGGUGCCCAGGGAGAAAGGGCGCCCGGGUAAGGGCAGCUACUGGACUCUAGACCCCAAGUGCCUGGACAUGUUUGAGAACGGCAACUACAGGAGGAGGAAAAGGAAGUCCAAGCUGCAGGAGAGUAGCGAAGCUAAACCGAGUCACAGACGAAGCCGGGGUCCGACUCCACAGGCUCCGGGCAACGCCAAACUUUGCGCAGGGACGCAGGUAGUGAAAGACGGGACCCUGACUAGUGAAAAGGCACUGGCGGAAAUCGUGAUUCAGCACAAAGACCAAGAACAUCCACCUCGAGGACAUCUGAGCUACCCGCCGCACAACUCAGCGAAACACUGUCGUGGCGCACAUCCGAGCAGCGCGCGUCCCCGCUCCCCGACCGAGCAGCAGUGCGCGUCUCCGCCGAAGCCCAAACACCAAUCAGAACGGCUCUCUCCACAGGUGCGCGAAAUGCACACUGGGAAUUCGUCGAGCGCAGAAAGCACUGCUGGCACGCCGACAUUGGGUUGCGCGCAACUUCGCGACGCUCUUCCAAAGCGAGACACCAAAGAUCUAACGGACAGCAAGAAGACUUCAGACAAAUCGAAAGAAUUUAGCAUAGACAGCAUUUUAGCCAAAAAAGUGAACCGGCUCCAGCGUAGAUGCAGCUGCGGAGGCUCAGGAUCUGCGUGUCUGGAAACGCGUCACUGCGCGCUCGCUUCAGCGCUACUUCCGGCUGCGCACGCGCCGCACCUCUAUCCCAGAGCCUACCCGCUGUGCUCCUAUGUGUCCCUGGCAUGGCCCGAAACUCUGCUCCAGUUCUGCGAGAAGGGUGCAGGGAAUCACGUCAAGCUUCCUCAAGUACCAACACACCUGAUCCAGCUGAUGAUAUCUGUUGAAGAAUCUCUGUUACAUAGAUUUAUUUUAAUAACUGGAUAUGGCAAAAUCCCCAGCAUUGAAUAAAAUCUGUUUUUCCUUCUUUCUUUCUUUCUUUUUUUUUUUUUUUUUAAAAAGUCUUAAAGUGCUGGUACAUAAACUCAUAAAGUAUUACAUCUACAUAAAUUAACACAGGCAAUGAACUAACAUGCACACUUGUGUAUUAAGAUCUACAGUGUUUAAUUAACUCUUACAGUGUUCAUCUGGGUCCAAGUUGAUUAUUUUCCAAUAACUGAAUAUUACUGGAUGUUCUAAAGUGUUUUAUCGCUCUUAUGCCACAGCAAUUUGCCCACAAUUAUAAUUAACCAAGAAUUACAACACUGUAAAACAUGAUAGCACCAUUAAGUUAUGUGAACUUAUUUCUUCUCUUCAACGCCAAUUGUCAUGACAAGUUUUGGAUAUUGAACUCAAGUUUAUAAGAUAAAAUUGAGAAAAUAAAAGAAAACGUAACGUAAUCGUCAAGUUGUGUUUACUCACGUUUUUGAGGCAGCAGGUGAACUUUCGUUUCUAAGUUUAACCACCUGAAAGGUUUUUACAAUUUUUAAUUGAUCAAGGAAUGACAUAUUCACACCUUUUAUAGAUGUAAUUGUGUGGAACAUUAGUUCCUGUUUUCGCCUAUGUUAGACCAGUUAUAAGCAUUCACCCCCUCACCAGCCUCUCUUGAUAACAAAAAUAUGCAGCAGUGAUGCAGUGCUAUCAAAAAACCAGAAAGACUUUCCCAUGGAGGAAAGCUUGCUGACUGCUACAACACACUGAUGCACAAGACUCCUUCUAUAAAUGCUAAAUAAACAUCUUUAUAUAAUAUACAUUUUAUCUAAAUAACAACUCUUAAAAAAUCAGUUUAUUAUUAGAUGAUGUUGUUCAUAUGAAUGAGUUAUUAAUAUAGAAUCUAACAUGUUUGAAUGCAGCUGGCACUAUUGACAAAGCCACGCUGUGCUGGAAAAUUAAUCAACACCUUCUGACCAAUCAGAAUUGAAAAAGCAGCAGCACUGUGGUAUAAGACACAAUAACCAGUUUAGGGCUUAUUAUUAUUAUUGCUAAUGUUGUUGUUGUUGUUGUUUGGCACAACUUGUGUGGCCCACUUCAAAGGUUCACAUAAGGCUGACAGUAGUUAACUCGGUUGAUGUAUUACCCAUAGAGAGCUGCGCCAUGCAAACCCUCAUGGAUGUUGCUGUUUAAAUGUAAAUGUUUAUUUGAGCUCUGACUUUAUUACGCUCCUUUCAGUGCUUGUAAAAAAAAAAAAUACAAGAUAGAUUACAAAUUGUAUAAUGUUGUUGCUUUUCAUUGCUCCUUAUGUACCUCAUGGAUGCAAAUAGUUGGGAACACUAUAUGAGGAAAAACGUAAGAGGAGUAAAUCAGUCGAACGUUUGUGGAACAAAAUCUGAGAUACAACAAAUAACACUUAUUGUACAAAUAAAAUAUUUUUUACACAAUAA